AUGUGGCUGCUGGCAGGGUUCAUCCAGGUGGUCAGUCUCUUGUGUGUGCAGUGGUCAGAUCCUGCGGUCGUGGUUGUUGAGGUUGUGUUUGGCCACUUCCCCACCAGUCAGGAUCCAGACUGGUACACCGUCUCCUACCAGAUUGCACGCAACCUCACGGUGUGGCUGGAUCCGAUUGGCCGCUCUGAGUGUUCUCCUGAAUGCAGGCUGCUUCUGCGAUUGGCUAAGGAGCCAGGAGGAAGUGACAUCAUGCUGAAAGCUAUCAAAAACAAUACCACACUGAAGACUAAGACCUUUCAUAUCGCCCAGUGUCCUAUUGGCUGGCUGGCGAGUGGAAGGAGCUGCUACAGUGUGAGUAGGCGGAGCCUGUCGUGGGGCGACGCCCAGCAAACCUGUAUAGGCAUGGCUUCAGGAGGACACCUGGUGGAUGUUAAAACAGAGAGAGACCUCCUCCUCCUCUCCUCUCACCUGACUACACACAACAACCUACUACUGCUCUGGACUGCUCUCAACGACAGACUGGAUGAGGGGCUGCCCCGCUGGUCUGAUGGCUCCUCCUACAACCUGACGAGUGCUAUGACAUCCUCAUCACUGCCAGCCAAUCAGACGGACUGUUUUGCUCUACAGAGGAACACUACUGGACUAGGCUACUUCCUGACUUCACGGCUGAAAGUGCCAGGCCUGUACCCAGGCAAGGUCUACUCUCUGUCCCUCAGAGCCUCCCACCUUACUGGGGCCGCAUGGAGCCUGGGGAGCGUGCAGACUUGUCACACACGGCCCCUUCCCCCUCGAAAUGUCACCAUUAGCAACGUGACAGCCAGUCAGAUCACAGUAAGCUGGACAGCCCCAGACUCCCAGCAUGCUGUGCGGUGGAGCUUUCUAGUUCGCUGGGAGGGUGUAGCCUCAGGACAGGAGACGAGAAUGGUUGUGGCUAGCAGCUCCAGGUCCGCUGUGAUUGCAGGACUGGAGGGGUUCAGGAAGUACAAGGUCAGAGUUGACUCCGUCACAGAACACGGUGUGGAGAGCUGUGGAGGGGAGGAACUGACCCUAUACACUGGUGAAAGCCCUGAUGGGUACUAUGUUAGGCUACGCCCCGUCAGCCAGGCCCGCCCCAUGGAACUGUGGAUAAAUGAGUCCAGGUGUGUGUUCCUGGCCAUAUUCAGUCCAGGGCAGAACUAUGAGGUGGGUGUGGCUUCAGUGAGAGGAGAGAACAAGAGCCAAGAGAUCAACACCACAUACAGAACAGAGCCUGGGCCCGUGCAGGCAGCUGUCCCUCUCUCGGUAGGAAGCAGUUCUGUGGUUCUGUAUGUCCAGAGACCAGUACUGGGCCUGGCCUCUCCCAGUAAUGUGAGAGAGGGCUCAGUAACAGAGUCGUCAGUAGAGAUGCUGUGGGAUCCAGCCCCUGGACGCGGACACAACUAUGAAGUCAUCUGUCUCAACUGUCACCACACACUCAUGGUCCAGAAGGUGUGUGUUCCGAGGACAGUGUUCUCUAGGUUGCUACCAGGCAGGCUGUACCACUUCUCUCUGAGGACGGAGAAAGAGUCCUACACAGACAGCCCCCCUGUCACACUCAGCAUCACUACAGCUCCCAGUCCAGUGGUGGUAUCAGUCCUCAGUAGGACCACAUCGUCUGUGACAGUCGGCUGGACCCAGGCCAGGGACGUUGUCAAAGGCUUCAUCCUGUCAAUCAUAAACCUAACCUCCGAUCAGCAGCUGAACCUCUCAGCCCAGGAGCCAUGGUCUUACAGGUUUGAGGACCUUUCCCCAGGAAACUAUUACACAGUAUAUGUUAUCAGCAGCAAUGGAGAGAGGAGGAGUACACCGGCUUCUGUAGACUUCAACACCAUCCCAGGAGCCCCACAGGAAGUGCUGCUGGUCGAAGAGGAUGUGACCUCAUCAGUGUUUGUGAGCUGGGGAGCCCCAGCAGGGGGCGUGGAGGGGUACAAGCUGCUGUUGUGUCCGUCAGGGGACAAGUCGUCAUGUCGUGAGAUGGUGGUUCAUAGCAACAGUCUCCAGGUUGGAGGUUUGACCCCAGGAUCAGAUUAUGGCAUCACCGUCCUGAGCCUGCUUUUAUCAGACUUCAGCCAGCCUGUCACUACACAGUUCUCCACACGUCCGGCCGGUGUGUGUUCCCUCUCUCUGCUCUAUGUUAACUCUUCCUGUGCUGUGGUGAGGUGGGACGCUGCCAUUGGCCAGUUUGACUUCCACAGGGUAACUGUUGGAAAUGGCUCGCAAACACAUACGAUAGAGGUCUCCAAGGAGAGGCAGGUUGCUACAGUAACUGGGUUGAGGGAUGGCUGUAUGUACAACAUGAGCGUGGAGCGCAUUAGACGAGGAGAGGCAGGGAGAGCUGCCUCCCUGACUGUAACCACAGUGCCGGGCCGUGUGCGGGGUGUAAAUGUGGUUAGUGUGUCUGCUCAGAACUUCUCUCUGCGUUGGGAGCAGUCAGAGGGGUGUGUGGACCAGUACCUCGUCAGCCUGCUGCCCAACCAAGGAACUGUCUCUGUCUACCGCACACACGACAGACUCGUACAGGCUGACGUAUCCAGUCUGAGUCCUCGAACAGCGUUUACGGUCAUGGUGACCGCCGCCUCCUCCUCCAACCUCAGCCCACCGGUCAGCCGCAUAAUCAACAGCAACAAGACCGCCCCAACAUCCCCUCCCACCAAUCUAGAGGGGGAGAGGGUGGGCUCCAAUGGGAUCCUUCUGUCUUGGACCAUGCCCUCUGACUCCCGCAUUGACGGUUAUGUCAUCAGGUACAAGGAGGUGUGUCCAUAUCCAGACCCCACCUUCAAAGAGGUGACCAAACACCUGGACAUCCCUGAGACCCUUCUCAACCUCUUCUUACCAGGGUCUACCUAUAACAUCAAGGUUGCAGCAGAAAACUCUGCUGGUAUUGGACCCUAUAGCAAGUCUCUGUACAUCAAAACUGCUGAGGCUCGCCUGGUGACUAACCUGACAGCGUUUGCUGAGAACCACACGUUUGUAGUGGUCACUUGGCUCCUGCCACUCCGCAUCAACGGUCUGAUCACCAAGUUUGCGGUCAAAGCCAAACACGCUCGUACUGGUCAGACCGUCCGCAUACUGGAGCUGGAUGCUGAGGACAUCAUGACCGGAGCGCUACCACACUGCAACGAUGCAGCAGACAUCCUGUCUCGUGGGACCCCCAGUCCGUCAGAGGUGACAGCUCUGACAGCGUCCUCUCCUCCCGUCACCCUGUCAGCCGUCCCGCCCGCCGCCACCUGGGCUGUACCAAUAUCCGUAGGGGUGGACCAGCUGCGACCUUACACAGCAUACGUCUUCGAAGUGUCUGCUUUCACCUCCGACGGAGAGGGACAGGUCGCCUCCACCAUGGUCCGCAUGCCUGAGUCAGCCCCAGAGGACCCUCCCCACAACCUGUUGGUAUGGAACAUGACGUCUAAGUCAGUCUCUGUCUCCUGGGAACCUCCAACCAUCGUUACCGGACGUUUCAGCUACGUUAUCUAUCUCUACGGCCCCACAGGGUUUAUCUAUGAGAACAGCACAGGGGACCUGAGAUUUGUGUACUCUGGUCUGACACCCUACACACGCUACAGAGUGGCGGUGCGGGCCAAGUCUGCUGGCCUGCUGGGGCCUGAGGCCUUUACUGCUGUACUGACACCUGCUGAGGCUCCCAGUGCAGUGCAGGCUCUGCAGGCAGUAGCAGUAGACUCUGUGUCGGUGCGUGUGAGUUGGAGAAAUCCUGCCCAGCCUAACGGUCUGAUCACACAGUACAGACUCCUGGUUCUUUCUGACAACAUACUGCUGCAGGACAUCACCCUCACUGGAACACAGAGAUCAGCUGACAGCCUGACCACCUCCCCGCCUGCGUUCACGGUCACCCUCUCCGACCACACGCUCAUCACCGGCAUGACCAGGACUGCAAUCAGCCGCACACACAGCGCUCCAACCAGCCCUAACACUAACCUUGAGCACAAGAUCAACACUGACCCGUCAGUCACUGAGGGCUCCAGUCUGGCCAGUAUGGCCCCUGGGACUGGCCAGACCUCUGACUUUCCAGACUCCACCCCUCUGACCUUUGACCAUGUGACUUCAGGGACCUCUUCCCUCUCCCUAACCACCUCACCCCCGGCCACACCCCUCCCCUGGCUCACUGCCCACCCACAGCCUGGCAAGCCCCACCUCUCCACCCGCUCUGCACCUGCAGCCACUGGACACCUCCAGACACUCCUGACAUACCUCUUCACCAGGGCUGCUGCCUCCAGCACCCCAGGAAGAGUGUAUGUGAGGGACAAGGUCAUAGACAUGCAGGCUAAGGAGCUGUCUUACCUAGUCUCUGGUCUCAGUCCCUUCACUGACUACACCUUCACUGUUACCGCGGCUACUGCUAUUGGAGAGGGACCUGCAACACUCGUCACUGAGAAGACUCGUGAACAGGUUCCUAGCUCAGUGGUGGGAGUGUCCUAUCAGAAUGUUAGCUCCACCUCUAUCCUGGUCAGCUGGACUCCGCCCCUCAACCCCAAUGGACGAAUCACACAAUACACUCUCUACGGACUCAACCUACACAGCAACCGAGCCCUGCAGAGAAUUACACACAACACCAGCAUACUGCUCACAGGGCUGGAGAAGUAUACAGGUUAUAAGCUGCGAGUGGCUGCAUCUACUGCUGUAGGAGAGGGCUCUCUGUCUGACCUAGACAAUAUUUUCGCUGUCACACCCGAGGAUGAACCUGACUCCCCUCCUGUAGGGUUAACAGUGGUAGACACUUCUCCCUCCACCACCACCCUCUCUUGGUCGCCCCCGGAGAGAGCCAAUGGGGUGAUCCAACAGUAUGAGGUCCUGUACGAGAACCAAUCGUAUGUGGCAGUGUUGAACAGCUCUGUCCCCAGAGUGACUCUGACAGGGCUAAGGCCGUUUUCAUACUAUAAUGUCUCUGUCAGAGCAUACACACGCAUCGGACAUGGGAACCACACCUCAGACACACUCACUAUGCUGUCUGGGGAGGACGUCCCGGGUAGUCCUUCCUACGGCCUGUCCUACGUGUCUGUCAGUUCCAAUGAGGUGAACGUGAUGUGGGAGCACCCCCUGGUGCCCAACGGAGUUAUCACACACUACAGCCUUGAGCUGCGAAACUCCUCCCACUUCCUCAACCUGACCACACCCAUCAACCACGCCCAGAUCACACACCUGAGGAAGUUUGCGCAAUACACUCUGGUGGUGAAGGCACACACACGUAUUGGCUCCGGAAACCACAGCAGUGACCCUCUCAACAUCACCACUUUGGAGGACGACCCAGACACUCCCCCUCAGUUUCUACUAGCCAGGAUAUUUUCAGACUACGAGGUACAAUUGUCAUGGGAACCACCGAAAGAGGCCAACUCUGAGAUCCUCUACUACAUAGUCAGAGUCUGGAAUGAGUCGUCUGAGGUGUGGCAGAACGUGACAGAUACAGCUGUGGUUAUCAGUGUUGACUCAGAGAGUCGCUACAACGCGUCUAUCUCCAGCUGGACACGCCUGGGGGACGGGGGAGUCCUUAUAUACAUCAGCUUCAGUACUAUUGACACAGUGCCGUUUGACCCUCCCCAGAAUGUGUCGUUAGUGAACCUGACCUCUUCCUCGGUGACCAUGCUCUGGCAACCUCCCACUCAGCCAAAUGGAAUACUCCUGCACUACACUUUGUACUACUCAGACAAUACCACUGUCACAGAACAGCAUAUCCCAGUGUCAGAGCUGGACCCUGUCUCUCCGGGGGAGGACCUGUCCUACCGUCUGUCUGGCCUAAGAGGAGGACAGAACUACAGCCUCUGGCUGACCGCCAGCACCCUGCAGGGGGAUGGGGGGGUCCAUACUGAUCCCUUAAACCUACUCACUCCAGAGGACGUGCCCAGUGAUCCGGUUCACAACCUCAGUGCUCAGAUCUUCAGUUCUACGGCCAUCAUAGUAAGCUGGGACCCCCCUAUGGAACCCAACGGACGCCCCUUCUACCUGCUCACCCUGCAGGAGGCUGGACACCCCCUUACCCCUAAACCCCUGAACACCCCUAACCCUAACAGCAACCCCCAUGGACCCCCCGCUGUCAACAAUACCAUCACCAAGAUAACCAAUGACAACGUCUUCCUGUUUACCAAACUCAGGAAGUACUAUCCCUACGUCUUCACUGUUACCCCGGCAACCAGUGCCGGCCCCGCCCACAACCACACCAGCCUGCUGCACGUAAGGACCGAUGAUGACAUCCCCAGUUCAGCUCCAGUGCUGGUGUCCAGUAGGAACCUGUCGUCCUCCUCAGUGUCUGUGGUGUGGCAGCGCCCCCUGGAGACCAACGGAGAGAUAACCGAGUAUUCCCUCACCCUGUUCGGCCCUGGAGGCUCCAACACCACACACACCCCCAACACCGCCCUCACACUCACACAGCUGCUGCCCUACACUGCCUACAACCUCUCCAUCACCGCAGCCACCCGCAAGGGCUCCGGACCCCUGCUACUACUGAUGCUGCACACAGACGAAGCAGGUCCGAUGUCUCCUCCCCGGAACCUGUCUCUCUAUAACCACACAGCCUUCUCUGUGUGGCUGACCUGGGAACCCUCUCUGGAACCCAACGGUGUGAACUCUACAGGUCCGUGGACAGAAGGACAGCUGAGUGGGAUCCGGCCUCACAGCUCCUAUGAGAUCAGUGUAUUUAGCUACACCAGAGUGGGUCAUGGAGACCAGUACAGCACUCCUGUGUCCUUCACAACCAAUGAAUCAGUGUCGGAGGUGGUGGGUAACCUGUCCUGCUCUGGUCUGGGCUGGGACUCUGUGUUUCUACACUGGGAGCCUCCAGCCAACCCCAAUGGACUCAUCCUGUACUACCAGGUCCAGGUGAACACACGCUCACAGGCAUACAUACACCAGGCUUACACAAACCAUUACACGGUCAGCGGGCUAGCGCCGGAUGCAGAAUUCACACUCACCGUGACGGCUGUCAACUCUGCCGGCCCAGGAGACCAGAUCAACUGUACUGCCUACACACACCCCGAGUCAGUUCCUGGUGUCCCUCGCUUCCUGAGUGUGUCAGAGGCCACAGCCACCAGCGUGACGCUCCAAUGGGCUCCUCCCCUCUCUGCUCCCGGCAUGCUCACUGAGUACCGCAUCACCGUGCAGCUGCUGUCACCCGACUGCCAGUCUGACACACCCCUAGCUGAGGCCACACCCCUGCCAGAGCCGACCGCUGCCCUGGCUCCAGGCUGCGUCGAUCAGGAUGUGUUGGUGUCAGUGAAUGGUUCUGAUGGUGGUGAGGGCAACAGGAGCAUCACUAUACAGUCUCUGGCCAAGUACCGCCUCUACCGCUUCAGAAUCACAGCCCUUACGAAUGCUGGGCCAGGAGAACACACACCCUGGAGAUACACACACACACUGGCUGGGAACCCUGAUGCCCCUCCCAGUGACCUGUCAGUGACCAUGUCCUCCAACAGCCUCCGUAUCCAAUGGCAACUCCCAGAUGUGAUCACCGGCCCCACCUCCUACCUCAUAGACGUCCUCUCUCUGGAUAGCGAGGGGUUAAACCAGUCUGUAGUACGCGGUCCAGAGGAGCUAAGGAUUGUAGUUGUGUCAAACCUGACUGCGUUCACUCGCUACUCUGUGACCGUGACCGCCUUCACUGGAACACUGGAGAACGCACGGCGGGACGGACAGGCCACUGAACCCACUGUCAUCAGAACAAUGGAGGAAGAGCCCAGGGAUCCUCCUAAGAACGUGACCCUGCAGGUGAUUCCGGAGGAAGUGACCCGUGUGUUUGUGACCUUUGCCCCCCCUGAUGAACCCAAUGGGAACAUAAGUUCCUACACAGUGCUUGUCUACCGCCAGGGCCAGCUAGAGAUGACCAUUAACCACCUCAAUGUGGUCAAAAAUAAGAACCGCACUCUGACCGCAGUCAUCGACGGGCUGAAGGGAGGCUACAACUAUAGUAUACGGAUUGCAGCAGUAAACGGAGCAGGUUUAAGCCCCCCCAGCUCAGAGGUUCGGAUCACUACUGGAAUCAUAGGUACAGUGCUACAUUUACACUACAUAAGGGUGAUUACUCAUGAAACCAGGACAAAAAAAUUACAUUUUCUGGAAAGACCCCUGCAUAACCGCAACGUGUGUGUAUUUAUGUGUGUUUGUGUUUGUGUGUACGUGUGUGCGUGCGAGCGUGUGUGUGUAGCUCCUGCCAAGCCCACCCAGAGACCCCAGGCAGUGCUGGACCGAGGAGGAGUUGCCAUGGUAACCUCCAGGAGCAUCAUUGUUCGCAUGCCAGCCUGUUUCUACAGCGAUGACAACGGACCAAUCAGUAGCAUCCAGAUCAUCGUGUCAGAAUCUGGGGUGAUGGACAGCAGGAACCUAACCAACUGGAAGAUCGCAUUCCUCUCUCGUCCCGCCCCCUACCUGACUGACAAUGGCUUCCCCAACCCACUCUGUGUGAGGGACGGCGAAAGCAGGGACACACACACACAAACCAGCAGACACAACAACUCACAGAUUAGACACAGAAUUGUGAGGGACAGGGUGCUGGACCGUAGAGACCACCAGGAAGACCACUAUGUUAUCGGAGAGGAGGGCAACUGUCUGACUGAGGAGUACAGUAACACACUCUGUAACGGACCCCUCAAACCAAACACUGUCUACGUGUUUAAGUUCCGAGCCACCAACAUCCGAGGCCAGUACACAGACUCUGACUACUCUGAGCAUAUCAGAACCGCAGUGGAUGGGUUGUUGACCAGAGAUGAACAGAUCAUUCUGGGAGUUCUCCUCUCCUUCUUCCUGGCUGUGCUACUCAUCAUCAUCAUCUAUGUCUCUGUCAGGAUCCGUCAGCGUCAGAAGGAGGGAGGGACCUAUUCUCCCCGGGAGGCGGAGAUUAUAGAGACCAAGUUUAAACUGGAUCAGAUGAUCGCUGUGGCCGACCUGGAGCUGAAGGAAGAGAAGCUACACCGACUUCUCAGCUACAGAAAGUCUCUCAAGCCGGUCAAUAAGAAGUCUUUUCUGCAGCAUGUAGAGGAUCUGUGUGCCAACGAGAACGCCAAGUUCCAGGAAGAGUUCGCAGAGCUACCCAAACUGCUGCACGACCUGGCUACAUCAGACGCUGACCUUCCCUGGAACAGAUCCACGAACCGCUUCACUAACAUCAAACCCUACAACAACAACCGUGUUAAGCUGCUGUCUGAACCUGGCUUGCCUGGAUCUGACUACAUUAACGCUAGCUUCAUCUCAGGCUAUCUGUGUCCCAGUGAGUUCAUAGCGACCCAGGGCCCUCUCCCCGGUACUGUGGCUGACUUCUGGAGGAUGAUCUGGGAGACUCACACACAAACCAUUGCUAUGCUCACACAGUGCUAUGAGAAAGGAAGGAUCCGGUGUCACCAGUACUGGCCAGAAGAUAAUAAGCCGGUGACAGUAUUUGGGGACAUCAUCAUCACCAAGUUGACAGAGGACGUCUAUCCUGACUGGACCGUCAGAGCUCUCAAAGUGGAGAGGCGUGGGGACUACAUGGUGGUUCACCACUUCAACUACACCUCCUGGCCAGAGCAUGGCGUACCAGAGUCCAGCACCACACUCAUACAGUUUGUUAGAGCCAUCAGAGCCAACAGGCAUGAGAACACCACUAUAGUGGUGCACUGCAGUGCUGGUGUAGGCAGGACAGGAGUGUUUAUAGCGCUGGACCACCUAAUUCAACAUGUCAGUGAUCACGACUUUGUGGACAUCUACGGUCUGGUGGCUGAACUACGCAGUGAGAGGAUGUGUAUGGUGCAGAACCUGGCCCAGUAUAUGUUCCUACACCAGAGUACUCUGGACCUGCUGAACAGUAAAGGAAACAGCCAGUCCAUCUGGUUUGUUAACUACUCUGCUCUGGAGAAGAUGGACUCACUGGACGCUAUGGAGGGUGAUGUUGAACUGGAAUGGGAGGAGACUACGAUGUAAAGGCUGAGAACUUCUCAGUCAACUUCACACCUGAUAAACACACCUAUUCCUUAGUCAUGGGGCCAAAUCCUGGACAUACUGACUGUUUGUCAGAUGGAUUGGUCCACCAGAGAUAGAGGGAGAGAAAUAGAGAGGGAGGGAGAGAAAUAGAG
This is a messenger RNA of Salvelinus namaycush (lake trout), 10061 nucleotides long. It is a transcript of the gene ptprq, whose product is annotated as protein tyrosine phosphatase receptor type Q. NCBI's taxonomy places the organism in Eukaryota, Metazoa, Chordata, Actinopteri, Salmoniformes, Salmonidae. The record is from RefSeq and is a predicted model, not a curated record. Gene Ontology annotation, biological process: protein dephosphorylation. Bases 1 to 9909 code for a protein of 3302 amino acids. The transcript has 61 exons. Gene Ontology annotation, molecular function: protein binding; protein tyrosine phosphatase activity.